AUGUCUAACAUGGCUCCAACAGAAGGACUAGAUGGGAGGAAGAUAGUGUAUGAUGAGGACGGAAAACCUUGCCGUUCCUGCAAUACACUACUGGAUUUCAAAUUUGCCACAGGCAAGAUCACAAGCAAAAUGAAUUCACCAAUUCAAACGCCGACUGAAUCAAAAGACAAUGCUAUGCCUAUGAUUCCUGGGCAUAAGACUCAUGCAAAAGUUGAUCCACCUGAUGUCGAGAAAUUAGGAAGAUCAUCGUGGGAUCUAUUACAUAGCAUUACGGCAAGAUAUCCCGUCAAGCCCACUGAGCAGAAUAAGUCUGAGAUGAAGCAGUUCUUAACCCUUUUCUCGCACGUUUACCCAUGCUCCUGGUGUGCUAGAGACUUCGAGAAGUUUAUUGCCAAGCAUGCACCAAAAGUUAACUCUCGAGAUGAGCUAGGCAGGUGGAUGUGUGAAGCACAUAAUGAGGUGAAUGCUAAACUUAUGAAGGAACAGUUUGAUUGCAACCUUUGGGAUAAAAGGUGGAAAGACGGUUGGGAUGAGUGA
This is a messenger RNA of Torulaspora delbrueckii, 537 nucleotides long. RefSeq names its product flavin-linked sulfhydryl oxidase (gene ERV1). Gene Ontology annotation, molecular function: flavin-dependent sulfhydryl oxidase activity; flavin adenine dinucleotide binding. Gene Ontology annotation, cellular component: mitochondrion. Bases 1 to 537 code for a protein of 178 amino acids. Lineage: Eukaryota; Fungi; Ascomycota; Saccharomycetes; Saccharomycetales; Saccharomycetaceae. The transcript has 2 exons. The record is from RefSeq and is a predicted model, not a curated record.